This is a messenger RNA of Aspergillus brunneoviolaceus CBS 621.78, 1258 nucleotides long. Its product is annotated as NRDE family protein. The transcript has 2 exons. Gene Ontology annotation, biological process: Golgi organization; protein secretion. Lineage: Eukaryota; Fungi; Ascomycota; Eurotiomycetes; Eurotiales; Aspergillaceae. Gene Ontology annotation, cellular component: Golgi apparatus. The coding region runs from base 53 to 1027 and encodes 324 amino acids. The record is from RefSeq and is a predicted model, not a curated record.
GUGAAUCGCUUUCCUGCUCCUGCUUCUUUUCCGACCAUCAAAUUUUGCAACAAUGUGUAUCGCACUGUUAUCAACUGCCCAUCCAUCUUAUUCAUUGAUCAUAAUCGACAAUAGGGAUGAAUACCUUCGACGACCAACAUCCCCCGCCGACUGGUGGCCAGAACCAACAGCCGACAUCUUAGGUGGCCGAGAUCUAGCCCGAGCGACACAUGGGACGUGGAUGGGAAUCACUAAAGAUGGAAAAGUAGCUGUGUUGACCAACUACCGCGAGGACACUUCCGAACAAGCUACUGGAGCGCGAAGUCGAGGUCUCAUCGUUAACAGCUGGCUGACAUCGGCUCCGGACCGACGACAGUCAACCGAGGAGUUUGUGCAGGGAAUGGUUGCAAGCCCGUCUGCCAGGAAUGUCGGUGGAUUCAGUCUUCUGUGCGGUUACGUCAAUGAACCCCUGGCCAUUGUCUCCAAUCGCUCGUCUACCAUGGAUCAUAUCGCCUGGGUUGCAACAGAGAAAGGUCAGACACUCGGCCUCAGCAAUACAGUUUUUGACGACCGAUCUUGGCCCAAAAUCCUUGAGGGCGAGAGACUGAUGAAGGAAGCCAUUGCUGAGCACGCGCAGGCGGGGGAGGACGAGGAUGCACUCGUCAACAGAUUGCUCGAUAUGCUGAGUAUCAAUACGCUACCUAAGCUUGCCGAGGAUGCCACCGCGGAAGACUACCUCCCGUACUUCAGGCAAAGCAUAUUUAUCCCAGUAUUGGGAGCUCGCGAGAAGUCUGUUAAACGCAAAGACGAGGUGCCUGCAGUCUGCGUUGAGAGCAAAACGGCGGAGGAUGCUUCUUCCGGGCAACAUGAUGCUCUAGACCACUCCUUCCUGCAGGGGGCAUAUGGGACACAGCAGCAAACUGUAGUCUUGGUGAGUACAGACGGACGAGUGCGCUAUUUUGAGCGUACGCUUUAUGACAAUGAUGCCACUGCCAUCCCGGUCGGUCAAGGUGAUCGAUCGUUUGAAUUCCAUGUCGGCCAACGAUGAGAAAAGGGGACUGCGGACUGGGGUCUUCGGUAAAUUGCAAUGCACUUGCCUGCACAUGGGUCUUUGCUCCGACUCUCAAUGGGUGUGGCUUUGUAAAUAGUAUAAUGGUUUAAUAUCGAGAAUGCCAAAAUAGCAACUGAUUGCAAGCUACUGGAUAAGCGAAGUGGGCAUGAACUAGGCACCAGCUGGCAGUCUAUUCGAGAAAUCACUCAGUGCGACUAGAAGCGCCAC